CUCUGACUUUCUGGUUCCUCCCCAUCCAUUCUCAUGGAUGCACUUGACCUCUCCACCAACAUGCGCGGUGUCGGUUGGAUCUGGUCCAAGAGCUUCCGUUUCCCUCCUGACAAACGCCCCACUUCACGCCCAUGGUUCAUAAUAUACGUCUUCCUCUCCACUUUGUUCCACAGUUUCAUUUGUGGUGUAAUUCAGCUUGCCGUACGAGCUUUUUCGCCUGACACUUUCACCGUCCUAAGUGGAGGCACUAUCUUUGACCCCACACUUCCCCCUCUGAUCCGAUACAUCCGAUCCAGUGUCCUUUCUAUCUUCGUUGGAUUCUCCAUCUAUGCACUCAUGCAAACGAUCUAUAACCUCGGCACAUUCUUCAGUGCAUCGCUGUGUUGCAGCAAGACCCUGCACAGUGGCCUCCUGUAUUCUAUGAACCAUGGAAUGUGGACUCGUUGCGCGAUUUUUGGGGCUAUAGAUGGCAUCAAUUAUUGA
Molecule: messenger RNA, 483 nt
Organism: Pisolithus orientalis
Lineage: Eukaryota; Fungi; Basidiomycota; Agaricomycetes; Boletales; Pisolithaceae
Exons: 1
Coding region: 34-483 (149 amino acids)
Source: RefSeq, a predicted model, not a curated record